UAUUAGUAAUUAGUUGAAUUAUUAAUAACAAGACAGAAAAGUAACAUAAUACAAAAAAACCGGCCAAGUUCGAAUCAGACUCGCACACGAAAGGUUUCGUAUCAGAAACGUGCAAAAAAAGAAGCGACAAUCACGUUUUUUGUGUGGGAGCCCCAUUCAAUAUUUAUAUAAUUCUAGAUUUUAGUAUUUGUUGUUGUAGCGGCAACAGAAAUACACAAUAUCUGAAAAUUUCAACUGUCUUUUUAUCACGGUUCAUGACAUACAGCCUGGUGACAGACAGACGGAUGGACGGGUGGACGGAUGGACGGAUGGACGGAUGGACGGAUGGACGGAUGGACGGAUGGACGGAUGAACGGACAGUGAAGUCUCAGUAAUAGGUCCCGUUUUCACCUUUUGGGUACGGAACCCUAAAAAGAUGUAGUAGGUUAGCGAUGGUACAUUAUAUGGUUUGUUUGUAUGAUAUUUCAACCUAUUAGCGCCAAUCACAAUCAUUGAGCGCAGCGCACGUCUGCUGCACCGUACCAUAAGUAGUACGCACGGGUAUAGUAAUAUGGCGCUGCGCUAGAAAUUUACCGAUAAAUUAAUUAAGUUAACCGCGGCGUAUCAUUGCCUCCCGCCGCCGCUGCUAGGUUUGGUUGAUAAAAACAAUUGAAUAACAUCGAUCAUGUAAUCGAGUUUUAUCGACUAAGAUGAACAAUCGACUAAUUCGAUUUUUAUAAGUAAUAAUCGCUUAUCGCUGUCAGUUUCUUACUGCGGGCUGUGUUAACAAUGAUUUUUAAUCAUAUAUAUGAGAAUAUAAGGGUUAAAAUAGAUUGGAGCAAUUUGAUAGUUUUGGUUAUGCUAAGGUUAAAAGUUUGUUUACCUGCCGUUUACUACCAAAAAAGAUAUGGAUUGUGCCUAACAGAAUUGAAUCACUUUAAAUAAAGUUAAUAAAAUAUUUACGUUUAAAAUAUUUCUUUACUGACUGUCUAACUAUGACAAAGCAGUUGCCAAUAGACUUGUUUUUUAAAUCGACAAGCUCUCCUUUUUCAUCUAAGUCUAUCAUGUUCAAUGAAAAAAACAAAGUGGUAAAAAAACGCACCUUAAGUUUAAAGAAAACACCUAGUAAAUCACAGAAAAUCAGCAGUGAAUAUGAAAUAAUAGAUUUGUGUAGUGACAGUGAAGACUUUAGCAGUAGUUUUGAAAUAAGUGGAACCCUAGUAGAAGAUUGUAAUAACGCUUCUGAUUCAUCACAAGCUACCGUGAUUUAUUCACCAACACCUGUAACUUCUCCUACUAAAAGCUUAACACCUAAUACAUCAAAUUGCCUAACUACAACUCAAACACUCCUAAAAGUAAGAAGUCCUUGUUCCAUAAACAAAUAUUAUUCACCAAGUAAGAAAAGAGCAGUGUUGCAGAAAAGCCCUGUGAGAAAAGAACUAUUCAAAACUAAACCAAAAUUUAAUGUGUCUUCAUCUGAAAAUAUUAAUUUUCUUAAAAAUGUAUGUGAAGGUUUAGAUGACAAAAGUAAGUAGGCACUUUCAACUUUUCUAAUGAGUUUAUUUUUUAAAUGCCUUACUAAUUUAUUCUAUGCAUUUACAGCAAUAUUUUUAAUUAAAAUCAUUUAUAAGUAUCUUGAAGAUAAGUCUGUAAAAUGUUUGCUGAAUGAAGAGUCUACAAAAUUGCUAGAGAAAUGUAUGUAUAUUGUAAAGCCGGGCUUAAGACUGGCAUGUAGAUUUUAUUGGCGUAAAGAAGGCUGGUACAAAAUGCAAAAUGUGAAAAAAAUUUUAAUGGGCAAGGCGAACAAUGAAGAAUCAGGGAUAUUGGAUGACUCAGAAUUGUUAAUUGUUCUAAAAUCUUUAACAGAUAGUGCAUUAAUUAUUCCAAGUACAGAUGCUAGCAGUCUAAUGACAUUUGAUGAUUACGCAGUUGUCUUAUGUGGAAAUGACCUAAUACAAAUUUGUAAAGAACUAAAAUUAAAGAAUGUAACUAAUAAGAAAUGUGCCAUAGACACUCUUAAGAGUUAUAGCAAGCGAAAAUCAAUUAAAAAUUUUUGUACUGGAGGAUCUGAAGAUAAUUCCAGAAGAGUAUUAAAAAUGUAACGUUUACAGUAAUAUUAAUAAGCUGUUUUUAAAUUCUUGUUUUAAUCAGUUUAAUUUCACUUUUUCAGAAUGGCUGAUAAGGCUGGGCUUUGUUACAGACUAUCAGAUUUAGCACGAAGUACAUUUCAUAAGUUGUAUAUACUUAUGUAUCUAGGGAUAGAUUACACACUUAUACGUGAAAAAAAAUUAGAGCUCACAUUGCUUUAUGAUAAAACUAAAAAAGAGACCUAUCCGAUUGACAGUAAUGUACAUUUAGAUAGUCCCAGUGUUGUUUUUGAGAGUAAUGAAGAAUUUGAGAGAUAUGUUAAAGUACUUACAGUGUAUGAAGAUUUUUUGCAAGAAACCGAUGUUUACAAAAAAUGUGAUACCAUCAAAAAUGUAUAUAAAGAUUAUAAAAGUUAUAAUGCUGAGGACAUGUUAAAGUAAAUAUUGUUUACUAAUUACUCAAUUUAUAAAGAAUACUAACUUAUACUUUUUAAGCAAAGUCAAUUGAAGUAUGAUACAACCUCUUAGUAAAUUGACUUAACAUUAUUCAAUAUACUGCAUUCCUACAAAGGAUAAUGUUUAAUAAACAUAAUUUCAAGGUGUUGCCAUCUGUGAGGUUCCAGGUUUGAUUCUUGGUCAGGUCAAUGUAGAAAAAUGAUAUUUUCUACAUUGGAUCGGUUCUUGGUAUUAUGUUACCUUUGUUGAAUCAGCUUCCCAUAAUUUAUUUUUAUGUGUAACUAAAUGUGAGUAGCCAUUUAUCUAGAAUAAAAAGUUUUGUUAUGGAUAUCUAACACUGUUUAUUUUGUUGUACAAAUAUGGU
Molecule: messenger RNA, 2886 nt
Organism: Diatraea saccharalis (sugarcane borer)
Lineage: Eukaryota; Metazoa; Arthropoda; Insecta; Lepidoptera; Crambidae
Source: the annotation of a GenBank genome assembly